UUUUAGUUAUUCACGUUCCAAAAGUUGCUUCUUAAUAUAUAGGGAUCCAUGGAUCAUUCGUUCGAUCCAAAGUUUUCUAACUAUGAAUUUGUUAUAAGUCUUGUGGUUCAACUCUUGUAAAAUAGCAUAUUGGAUAAAUUUUGCACUGAAGAAUAUGAUUGUACAAUUAAAAAAAUUUGACUGUUGAUAAUAUUUUUUUCCUGAAAUUUGUAUGCAGUGACCAUUCUUACAACAAUUUUACGUGAUUAAGCUGCUUGUAGAACUAAUGAUUGCUUCACCUUGUUUAACUUGGCAGAAAUUUUCUAACUUCAUCUUUCUAUUAUUGCAGAUUCACAUUGUUUUCAUGUUAAUCGUCGUGGAAAGAAUAUAAGGGUGAUGGAACAUGAUGAAAAUAUUCACUAUGUAGGAGAUGGAGAUGGAGAUGGGUUAGGUAGUGGUGCUGCUAAAUAUUUCAUUGGUUCAAUUCUACUGGGCUGGCAAGGGGACUACAAGGAUUCCUGUUAGUGGAGUUUAUGGUCCCCUCAUGUCAGCUUUCUCUAUUGUUUCUAGUGAGUUGUAUGAUGGUUCAGCAUGUGUAUUGUAAUUUUAACAUGUUUUUGAUGACUUUUUCUUAGAUAUUGGAUUAUAAGAUAACAUCUCAACUGUAGGUCAUUUUACAUAUUUCAGUUCCCCUAAAGGAUAUUUUAGGGUAUGUAAUAUAAAAUCAGGCUACUAGGUUAGUUAUGACAGGACAUCUUUCUAUGUACCGAAAUAAAAAAUUGUCUUUUGUCUUAGGAUGAUGCUUAUUUUGAGACAGAGGGAGUAUAAUUUAUGUAUGGAUUAAUUACUGUAUUAAUUUUGAAUUUUUGACAAGUAGUCGUCAAAAACUGCUCGAGAUUUGUGUUGAUGGUAUGGCUUCUAUUGGCGUUCGUGCUUAUGCAAAGUUACACUGCAAACUUGACUUCUAUAAUGACCUUGGUCAGUUAAGACCCCGUUUUCUGAGAAAAGGGGAGGGUUAUUAUGUUGGAUAUCAAACUGGGUCUUUCGUUAAAGAUGUGUUAUUUAAGCAAUUUAAAUUUGACCCAUCCAAGCUGAGGUCAUAUAGCAACAGUGCUGAGUAUUAUAAGGCUUUAAAAUCUGGAAGCCAAGGUGGUGGUGUUGCAGCUAUAUUCGAUGAAGUGUCCUGCCUUUGCAUUCCCUUUAAACUCCAAUCUCACGGCUUACUUUUCGAGAGCCAUAUUGAAGAAGACUGAAAGUGAUUUAAUGAAAGAAAUUGAGGAAAAUUACUUGGGGAAGAAUGAUGAUAUUGGAGGAGAAGACCCGUCUGCGGAAAUUUCUUCCGCUACUCCAAGUCUCAACUUUCAUAGCUUUUCAGGGCUGUUCUUGAUCACCGGAAUAGCUACUUUAAUAACUCUAUUAGUCUCGGAAACUGUUAUAUGGGAAAAGCCCAUUUUGAUAGCUAAAGCAUACAGUCAGAGGUAUUUGUUCACCACUCCACCUUCUGCAAAAACAAGUGUUCAUCCAACUCAUGACUCAAUACACAGAAUAGAGGUCCUUUAACAAGAUCUUCUCAAAGAUUCCUUGCAGAUUAGAUUAUGUAUGGCUUCGCAAACAAGCUUGAUUAGGGGGGUUAUGUCCGAACUUUAGUUUAACAUGCAGAAUUAUAUCUGUUACAACAGUCAACACUCAUCUUGCGCACUUUUUGGCCUUCAAUUGGAUCUUAAACAUAUAUAUGUAAAUGCAUACAUCAUGCAUAUGAUUAGAAAUUGAAUCAUAACUGAAAGGGUCUGCUAGGGUUUUGUUAUAUCUAUGUGAUCGCAUUGUA
This is a messenger RNA of Glycine soja, 1804 nucleotides long. Its product is annotated as glutamate receptor 2.5-like. Lineage: Eukaryota; Viridiplantae; Streptophyta; Magnoliopsida; Fabales; Fabaceae. The transcript is spliced from 2 exons. The record is from RefSeq and is a predicted model, not a curated record. Bases 891 to 1232 code for a protein of 113 amino acids.